Messenger RNA from Monomorium pharaonis (pharaoh ant), 1441 nucleotides. RefSeq lists its product as uncharacterized. The transcript has 3 exons. Lineage: Eukaryota; Metazoa; Arthropoda; Insecta; Hymenoptera; Formicidae. The record is from RefSeq and is a predicted model, not a curated record. Bases 467 to 1192 code for a protein of 241 amino acids.
UCUGGAAGUAUGAGAACUUAAAAGUAAAUUAUUUGAUUACAGAGAAGCUAAUUUGAUGAGAUACAAUCAAGUUCAAAUAUAAAAUGUAUGUAUGUACUGAAGAAACAAAUUAAUUCUAAACUUUUUUAUGUUUUUCUUUUUCUUCCCAAACCAUUAAGAAUUAUAAAUUAAAAUUCUCUUCUUGAUCUGCUCUCCCUCUACAACUUGUUGAUCAAAAGAUCAUGCGCAGGAUAAAAAGACACACUAAAAGACGAUGUAUAAAAGGAUACUUUGAUUCUAUAUGUGUCAUUAAGAUCAGAGUGCGUAUUGAGAAAACAUUUCAAAAAUAAUUUUGUUAGUAUAAAAACUUCAGUAUAAAAGGUCGAUUGUUUUGCAUUACGCUUCAUCUUCGCCGUACAUUAGUUAAAAUUAUUUUGUUGUUUGGUGUAGUUUUGUGCUACUUUGCAGAAAAAUCUUUCUAUGAGAAAUGUUUGCAAUAUUCUUUACUUUUAUGUUCGUAACAGCAUAUGCGGCAAAUGAAAUACCUUCCUACAUCCACCCGUGUGGUCGAAAAGAUCCCAACUACAGUCAAUGUUUUGCAGACAACAUUAAUAGUGUGAAGAAUUAUAUUUGCACAGGAAUACCGGAAUUGAAUCUUCCUCCGCAAGAACCACUAAUUAUUGACAAAAUUGAUAUUUUUGACACGAAUAAUCUGAAAUUGUCUACGAAAAACUCAAAAAUAAGAGGAAUUUGUAAUUUCGAUGUAACUUCUUAUAAUGUAUCUUCUGACAAGCUUCAUUUCGAGUUUAGUUUCAUAUUCAAAAAUAUUUCCAUGGACUCCGUCUACAACGCUGAGAUACGUUUACUGGUGUUACUUGCUAAUGAAGGACAAAUUCACAUUACUUCAGAUAACAUAGACGGAAAGAUAAGUGCAGAUGCGAAAAUAGUAAUCAAGAACGGUAAAAAACAAUUAUAUCCAUCAAAAAUAAAUUGUAGUCUCAAUAUAAAAAAAUUAAAUUAUAAGUUUGAUGAAAGCGAGAAAAACUUAGAUCAACUACACAAAGUUUUUAUCAAAACCAUAAACGAAAAUACAGAGGAAAUAAUUAAUAUAAUUACGCCGAAAAUAGAAGAGGCGGUGUCUAAAUUAUUGAUUUUUGUUAUUAACACUAUUGUCUAUAAUAGAUUUGAACAAUUGUUUCCCGAUGAAGCAUAAAAUGUCUCAGAUAUUCAUAUUUUGUUCUUAUUUAGAACGAUUCAUCUUUAGAUACUGUAUGGAUCAUUUCACUUACUACAGAGUAUCUAAAAAUAUAUACAAACCUAAGACAAUCUUAUAUUUAAACUCCAACUAUGAAUACAAGAUAUUGAAAUUCUUCAUCAUAAAGUCGUUUUACGCAUCCCAUAAUGCAAUCCGAUUUAAUUAAAGAAAAAUUAAAAUAUGUUACCUGUAAUAUAUUUUCAUUAU